UUUCCCGCCAAACAAACUGCUCAACGUUUCUGUGCGCGAGGAUGUACUUGUAUGUUUUGCUGCAGUUUAGUCGAUGUCGGAGACUGAGGAAUAUAUUCUUGAUUUAACAUAGUGUGUGUUUCUGUUGGUUCAGAAGAACAAUAUUGACUGAGAUUGUAGUAUUUAAUCUUCCAAAUCAUGGCUGAUGAAAAUGAAGACUUGAUGUACAGCCCCAGUGAAGGCAGAAUGGGAGGCCCCAAUGAAGCUGCUCUGCUUGCACUAAUGGAGAAGACAGGCUACAGCAUGGUACAGGAGAAUGGACAGAGGAAAUUUGGGGGGCCCCCACCAGGCUGGGAGGGCUCACCUCCACCUCGUGGUUGUGAGGUAUUUGUUGGGAAGAUCCCUCGUGACAUGUACGAAGAUGAACUGGUUCCAGUGUUUGAGAGAGUAGGAAGGAUUUACGAGUUCAGGUUAAUGAUGGAGUUCAGUGGGGAGAAUCGUGGUUAUGCAUUCGUCAUGUAUACCACUAAGGAGGCUGCCCAGCAAGCCAUCCAUAUGCUGGACAACUUUGAGAUCCGCCCAGGGAAGUUCGUAGGUGUGUGCGUCAGCCUGGAUAACUGCAGGCUGUUCAUUGGUUCGAUCCCGAAAGAGAAGAAGAAAGAAGAAAUCCUUGAGGAGAUGAAGAAAGUUACCGAAGGUGUUGUGGAUGUCAUUGUCUACCCGAGUGCCACAGACAAAACCAAGAACCGUGGGUUUGCAUUUGUGGAAUAUGAGUCUCAUAAAGCAGCAGCCAUGGCUAGGAGGAAGCUUAUCCCAGGCACCUUUCAGCUGUGGGGACACACUAUUCAAGUAGAUUGGGCAGAACCGGAAAAGGACGUGGAUGAAGAAACUAUGCAGCGGGUGAAAGUGCUUUAUGUGCGUAACCUGAUGAUUUCUACUGCAGAAGAGACGAUACGGAAUGAAUUCAGCAAAUUCAAGCCUGGUGCGGUGGAGCGUGUCAAGAAACUGACAGAUUACGCGUUUGUGCACUUCUACAGUCGAGAUGACGCCAUCACCGCAAUGCACUUCAUGAAUGGGAAAAGCAUUGAUGGUUCAAACAUUGAGGUGACAUUGGCCAAGCCAGUCAAUAAGGAGAGCAGCAGGAGAUACAGUCAGAAAGGUCAGGGCAGUCAAAACUCUGAAGGCUUCCUGUUCCAAAACAAAGACGAUGGGAACCCCACCACUCCCACACGACCACUGAGUCUGCCAGCCCGACUGAACAGUCAUCACAACCCCAGUUCCCCUGAAGUAGAGAGAUACGUUUACCCAUUUUUACCAGGGAUCAACCUGGCUGCAAUAAGCAUGUAUUCCUUAAAAUUGGGUCAUUUCUGCUCUGCAGUAACACAUCUGGAUUACUACUGCAACAAAAACAAUUGGGCACCACCAGAGUAUUAUCUGUUCUCCACAACGAGUCAAGAUGGGAAACUCCUGUUGAUCUAUAGGGUUGUUAUCACUGCCACUCGCAGCAGUUUUAUGCCAGAUAAACUCUGUACCCUUCUGGAAGAUGCCAAAGAGUUGGCUGCACAGAAUGCACUGUGGAAUUUAGAUUGCACUUUUUGUGGCCCUACAUCACUCAAUAGCCUUUCUCCUCCUGGGACGACUUCAAGUAACAGUUUGCUUCCUUAUGGAUGUAGACCUUACUCUUACCCAAGCUACCCUCUCUCACCAGCUCUACCUCUGGUGAAUGGAAGUCAUGUUGCACAGAGAUUAUUCAUCUCUAAUCAGUCACCGUUCUUUUAAGAAGAAAUGUCAAAUGAAGUACGUUUCUGGGGUAAAUUCUUUCCUGUGGAACGUAACGAAACUAUUUGUUAUUUAUUUGUUUUAAUUAUUGCAUUUCAUAUAACACAGAAAAAUGCAUUACAUUAACAUUGUGGGUCAGUGGACUGGUUGGAUCAAUUUUCCUUUUUCUUGCUUUGAAACAGCUAACCUAAUAAAACACUGCUCUUUCACUGUAAGUAAACCACAUAGCACUGUCCAGGUCAUAUAUUAAACAAUCAUAGCCUCCUUAUUUGCUAAGCCUUAAAAACCAUCAAAAUAAAUAAAGUUAUUUCAAAAUAAGUUAGCCUACAUGGCAGUAAAUUAAUUGCUAGAAAAAAUGUUCAAAGUAUUAAAAAUGACAUCAAGAGAAAUGUGCUUAUCAUUAUCAAAAGGAAUGAA
This is a messenger RNA of Acipenser ruthenus (sterlet), 2175 nucleotides long. RefSeq names its product RNA binding motif protein 46 (gene rbm46). NCBI's taxonomy places the organism in Eukaryota, Metazoa, Chordata, Actinopteri, Acipenseriformes, Acipenseridae. Gene Ontology annotation, molecular function: mRNA binding. The record is from RefSeq and is a predicted model, not a curated record. The coding region runs from base 178 to 1758 and encodes 526 amino acids. The transcript is spliced from 5 exons. Gene Ontology annotation, cellular component: nucleus.